Portunus trituberculatus (swimming crab) is the source of this 4156-nucleotide messenger RNA. Its product is annotated as prominin-1-like. The record is from RefSeq and is a predicted model, not a curated record. NCBI's taxonomy places the organism in Eukaryota, Metazoa, Arthropoda, Malacostraca, Decapoda, Portunidae. Gene Ontology annotation, cellular component: membrane.
GUCGUUACCUUGUAAACAAGGGUUAGUUCUCAGUGAGGUGGUGAGCGGGAGGGUUCGUGAUUUUCGUUCGGUGUGACGUAGACUAAAGGCGAACAGUCCUGAGGAAGCGUGAUGGUGCUGGUGUGAGGUCAUUCAGGCGGCCGAGCUGACAUCCUCACCUGACCCUCACCUGCCUCACGCCCCGCCGCCACCAUGGCCUCCCCUCGCCGGAUCCUGCUGGCCGCGCUCACACUGCCCCUCCUUCUGCUAGCGGCGCAGACGGGUGCCAACUCCCCCCUUGAGGACCCCGAGUUGGACAUGCUGCUGGAGCCUUCCCCAGUGGCCGCCACCGCUGUAGCUGCCUCUGAGGACACCCGCCUCCUUCAGGACGUGUACGAGAACUCCGUGUCCAGGAAGACGGUGACGGAGGAGCCCCAACCAACGCGUGAGCAGGUGGAGGAGGUGGUGACGACUAGGACCCGCGGAGGGAAGAGAAGGAGGAACAGGAAGAAGAAAAAGGAGGAGGCUCGCGCUACUGAGGCCGCGGCUGUGACGACAACAACAGUGGCGGCGACGCUGACGGCGGAAGUGACCACUGGGCUGGAGAAGAUGGAGGCGGCUGAGGCUACAGCGACAGCCCAAGCCGGCGUGGAGGAGGAGCUGGUGGUGGACGCCCCGAGGAUCUCCUACAGCCGCGCCUGGGUCAACAAGUCGUACAAGGCGAAGGAGGAGUUCAACCCACGAGGCAUGGAGCACCUGUACCUCAUCACCAACAUGUUCCUCCACCUGGUGCACCGCGAGAGGGAGGUGCCCCGCGAGCUGGAAUCACUCGUGGCUCAGGAACUACAGCAGGUGGAUCUGGACAAGAAACAAGGGAUGCGCAUCGUGUCAGAACUGGAGGCAAACUGGGACGUCCUUUUGAUCCACUACAUCGGCCUGGUGGCGCUGGUGGUGCUGGGGGCCCUCAUAGUAGUAGUGAUGCCCCUCGCUGGCCUCUUCUUCGCCUGCUGCCGCUGUGCCGGGCGCUGUGGAGCUCAGGAACCGCAUUAUGAUAAGAAGAGGGACCCGUGCAAAAGAGCCACACUUGGAACUCUUCUCGCCAUCAUUGUUGUUGUCAUUCUGCUGGGGUUAGUGUGUUCUUUCGUGUCCAACACCCGCAUGGAGGAGGGCGUGCAGAGCCUACCCAAGUGGUCAGUCUCCGUGCACGACACCAAGCUCUUCUUCAACAACACAGACAACGAGGUGCAGAACUUGCUGGUGAGGAACUACAGGGAACUGGAGAGUGUUCUGUACAACAAGCUGGACAGUAGUGGAGAGCUGGUGAAGAGUGAACUGGCGAGGGUGACCAAGGCUGUUGCUAUUGACAACUUGACAGCCAUUGCCUCCAGCCUCUCAGUGAUCAAGCAGGACCUUGGGGAGAUCAAGAACACCACCAUCCAGCUGCAGGACCAGACCUCCAACCUGCGCAGCGGGCUGGAGGACGUGGCAUCACGGCUGAAGGAGCUGUACAACUCCUGUGAGUCUCUGCCUGAGUGCCGGCAGCUCAUCACCAAGUACGCCGACAAGCUCACUAUCAACAAUGAUUUUGACCAGUAUCUGAAGACCGAUGUUUUGCCUCAGCUACCAAAUGUCGAGUCAAAGCUGGAAGAAGUGUCAAGCUUGAUAGAGAGUGGCAUAGAGGUAGUGGUGAAGCGAGGGAAGCGUUCCUUUGACUCUAUAGCUACAGAGAUCCAGAAUAAGGUGCAGAGAUCAAUACCUGAGAUUAAGGCAAAGAUUGCAGAUGUAGGUGGCCAGUUGGAAGACGCUGCCGAGAAAAUCCACCGUUUCCUUCAGCCUGUUGAUCUGAGUGAGUCACAGGAACCCAACUCAUACCCUGAGGAGCCCAACACUUACCUGCGGCAGAUCAACACUUACCUGAGGGUGAUGCAGGAUGGGAUAAAUGAAUAUGCUAUGUACAGGUACUGGGGAUCCAUGGGGCUGUGCAUCCUGCUGCUGGUGAUCACGCUGUGCUUCACGCUGGGUGUGGUGUUCGGCUGCUGCGGCCGCCGCCCUGAUGAGGCGUCGUCAUGCCACAAGUCCACGGGGGCGUCCUGGCUCAUGUGUGGUGUCGGCCUCACGUUCCUGUUCUCUGCGGUGAUCAUGACUUGCACCACUGUCCUCUUUGUGGUGGGCAGUGCCAGUGAAAUCCUGGUGUGUGAUCCACUCAGGGACCCUAUGCACUCUGAGGUGUUCUCCAUCGCUGCCGACUUCUCAAACCUGGAGCACUUGUAUCCACCUGGCAAGGCACCAAAACUCACUGAAAUAAUCAGCAAGUGUCACAGAAACCUGAGCAUGCACACAGUACUUAGCUUGGACAAUAUUGAGAGUAAUCUGGCCAAGCUUCAAGACUACAAGAACAGACUCAACCUACAUGAAAAGAUUGCCCAGCUGAAGCGUGACAUUCGCGUCAACACAAAUGUGGAGAUCUUGUCCCAGAAUGCCAAGGAGCAGCUGUGGGACCUGGCCAACUCCUCUGUGGCUGACAAGGAUACCUGGACCUACUAUACUGACAUUUUGGAGAAGAAAGUGUUGACUAUAGAUCUGAUGGAGCUGGCAGCACUCCUCAACCAGACAGCUGGUGGUCACCACCAAGUGUCUGUUAAGCUCAAGAAUGGUGCAUUGUUCUUGGAGGGCCUCCAGCGUUGGGUGACAUCCAUCGGUUCCCUGACAAGGGACCUGAAGAGGACCACAGCUAGACUCAACGAGCACCUCAAGUUUAAUAAGACCAGCUUGCGGGAGGCAAUUGUCGACCUCAUCAGCCAGGCAGAGUUUGCUCAGUACUAUCUGCAGAUCAAUGGCUCCCAGGAGGUGACUGAGCUGGUGGAGAGGUUUUCUGAGGACUUCCUGGCUGAUGUGGAUGAGUAUGUGCACCAUGUACAGACGGCAGUGGAGAAUGAUGUGGGUCGAUGUGGCCCAGUGUCCACCAUCUACAAUGCCACCACCUCUGCUGUCUGCAAGGACAUCAUGUACCCCUUUAAUGGUUUUUGGGCUAGUGUUGGAUGGGUGUUCUUCUUCUUCAUCCCGGCAAUGAUCCUCGCUGUGCAUCUCUCAUCGCUGUACCGCAAGACGGAGCCGUACCCCGGACCCCUCAAUGAGUCCGAAUACUUGUAUGAUGCAUAUGAUGAGAGGAACAGCUUUCCUAUGUCCAACCAAGAAUCCAUGUAUGACGCAUAUGCUGAAAGGGACAACAUCCCCCUCACCACUAAGGCGAUGGAAAGGCGUGUCGUACUCGUCAGCAGUGCAUAUGACAAGAAGCAGAGGAGGCGUUCCCGCGAACACGAAGGUUACGUGAGCAGCAGCUACACUGCAGACCAGCCGUACAGCGGAUCACGAGCCUCGCCGCCUCGCAAUGAAUACAUCAACACCACUGACUGGGCAGACUACCCUCCCAGUGGCGGGCCCCCACGCUACACCAGUCAGCCCAGCCUCUCCCCAGAGUACGAGAGACCGCCUCCAUAUUAUUACCCCGGGCCUGGGCCGCAGUACUAUGGGGGACCUCCCCCGGGGACUGGGCCCGCUGCCGGGGGGAUGCAGGUUCACCCCCCCCCUCCAGGCAACCCCCCACCCGGGCCUCAAGGUCCUACAAACUUCAUCCAUGGCCCUGCCCCUUGGAACCCACAACAGCGCACCAUCAAUCUUGGCGGCUGGAAGAUCUCGCCGGCCUACUCUCGGGACGAAUAUGAUGCAUAGUGGCCAGGUGUUGGCCGGCUGUCUGCACCUGAGGCGUAGAGGAUCUCAGGACAGAGUCUGCGGUGCCCCCAAGUGUUCUGAUGGGUGGCCAUGACACCAGACCUUGUGUUCCCCCCACCCAGCAACCCUCCCCCAGAAGGCAUCACACAAAAUACUUUGGAGAAUCUCCUUUAUAGCUUUUAUAUAUAUACAUAUAUAUAUUAGGCCAAAGUUUCCUUUCCUUAGUUAGGCUGACGUGUAUCCACAGUCCAGUGUUCUGAGUGUUCCACAGAACAUUCCAUUUCGUAACACCACCAACAGGAUUUCUUUUUAACAUAUUGUCAAGAAAAGCAACAGAAUGUUAGAAGUAUUUAUUGCCCGCAACAUGCCAUUUUUAGUGACAUUUGUUGUUCAGUGUACACACACACACACACACACACACACACACACACACACACACACACACACA